GCACACUCUACUGUUUAGCUUCUCGGUGGCGUGAGGAACGGCACGCUGGCUGCUCGAAGGCGACGACGGUGCAGUGGAUCGGGCGCUGCCGACCAGCGUGCGGCGCACUGCAAUAUCUACAGCUAGAAGGGCGGACUGCUACGCCAUGCAUCACGUGUUUGCCAAGAUCAACAGCUCAAACCGCGCAAGGCAGCGCAAGGUCCUGUACCGAAUCUGUGUAUGAGUGUGCGUGGCUGACGCCGCUUGUGCAAGGCGCAUGAAAUCGUGUACGGGUUCGGCCCAGAAGCACGGCGAUGAAGAAAGAGAAGCUUGGUGAUGUGAUGCAGUCCCUCGGCUCCAGCAUGGAAGAAGGCAGGAAAGGAAUAUGGCUGGGGGAGGUGAGAGAAGCGAGCUCAAGUUUUGUGGUGUCUGUGGUGACAAGGCAUUUGGCUUCAACUUUGGUGCCCUCACAUGUGAAUCGUGCAAGGCCUUCUUCCGACGAAACGCCAUUAAGGACAAGCUUCCCUCUGGACUUGCACGUUGGUAGAAAGGAAUUUCGCUGCCUCUUCAAAGAUGACUGCGAGGUGAACACACGAACACGACGUUUCUGCCAGCGGUGCCGCCUGCAGAAAUGUUUUGCCAUCGGCAUGAAGAAAGAAUGUAUCCUGAGUGAAGCCGAGAAGCGUGAGAAGCGUGCCAAGAUCGAAGAGAACCGCCUUAAGCGUGCCUUACAUCCACGACAGAGAACGCAGCUAUCAGAGGAUGACGAUGAAGGCCCAGUCAAGGUGGCACGCUAUACAUCUGAGCUUGAGCUGGCAAGCAAUGCAGGGCCAUCAAGUGGCCAGCAGCCCAAGGCAGACCGGCCUGACUCAUGCUGCUCAGACUUAGAAUCCAGCAGUUCUGACUCGUCACAGCUGCCAUGGCGUGACCAGUGCGGCUCCUCACAGGUUGUGCAUGACCGGGCCAUCCGUAGCCAGUUCUAUCGAGUGCCAGGCUCAGAUGUGCUGACCGAAGCUGAAACACACCGCAUCCAGGAGCUGGCCACGGCCAACCAGGUGCUCAAGGUGCCGCUGGCCUGUGAUCCUGAACCCAGCCUGGUGGAUGUGAUCAACAUGACGGACCAUGCCAUACGGCGCCUGAUAAAGAUGUCCAAGCGCAUUGCCGCCUUCAAGAGCCUCUGCCAGGAAGACCAGGUGGCACUGCUGAAGGGUGGCAGCACCGAGCUCAUGCUGCUGCGCUCCGUGAUGUCGUAUGACGCUGAGCGCGACUGCUGGAAGGGACCUGAUCCACGGCUCAUGUCUAUUCGGGUGGAUAUCCUCAAAGAGGCACGGGGCAAUGUUUAUGAGGAGCACAAGCGCUUCAUCAAUGCAUUCCGGCCCGAGUGGAGACUAGACGAAAACAUAAUGCUGCUGCUCAGUGCCAUCACACUGUUCACGCCUGAGCGGCCCAACCUGGUGCACCGAGAUGUGGUCAUGUUUGAACAAGAUACAUACCUCUACCUGCUGCGGCGAUACCUAGACACCCGCUACUCAGGCUGCGAGAGCCGGUCAGUCUUCCUGCAGCUCAUCCGUAACCUUGAAGAUAUGCGCACGCUCAAUGAGAACCAAGUCAGCAUACUGGUGGACCUGAACCCCCAUGAAGUUGAGCCAUUGCUUAUAGAGAUUUUUGACCUCAAGUAGGUGGUCAUUGUUGAAAUUGUGCAAAGUUCUGUCAUCGUGAUAUUCAAAUACUGGGCAGCAAAGCUGUCACAUUGUGGAAUUAAAUGCAUUCUGGACUCA
This is a messenger RNA of Dermacentor andersoni, 1757 nucleotides long. It is a transcript of the gene Hr96, whose product is annotated as Nuclear hormone receptor HR96. Gene Ontology annotation, molecular function: RNA polymerase II cis-regulatory region sequence-specific DNA binding; zinc ion binding; nuclear receptor activity. The record is from RefSeq and is a predicted model, not a curated record. Gene Ontology annotation, biological process: positive regulation of transcription by RNA polymerase II; cell differentiation; negative regulation of transcription by RNA polymerase II. NCBI's taxonomy places the organism in Eukaryota, Metazoa, Arthropoda, Arachnida, Ixodida, Ixodidae.